UCGGGCUCCUUGCCUCUUGCCCGGCGCUUGGUGAUCCUCAGCCGGUGGAGGAGCAGGAAGAAAGUCCCUCGUGCCUGCCGGGGCCGAUCCGUUUAUGGCGCUGCAGCCGAGCGUCGGGGAGAUAGCUCGGCUACAGGGUGAGCCCAGUUGUUAAGAGCAGCCACAGAGAGGACUAGUGCAAAAUGAACAGCGAAGCUCAAUACGCAAGAUGCAGAGAGCACUCGAAGUGAAGCCGGCGGCCUUGAAAAUGUCUGUGUGCAGUGAUUUUGUGGAACACAUCUGGAAGCCUGGCUCCUGCAAAAACUGCUUCUGCCCCAGAAACUUCCACCAACUGCAGACGCCCCCCGCUGACCUGGGAAGGAGCAGCGCACUCUUGCGGGAUCUUAAUGGAAUCGGAGCCAAAGCGGAGAAUUUGCCUCUGGAGGAUGAUGGCGUAAUUCCCUUGCCUUACUCAAAGCCAACAAUUGCCGUUAAGCCGACGAUGAUAAACUCGGAUGUUGCUGACGUGUGGCCGGAUGGGAACCUGAGUACCGAUAUCCCACAGGUCAGCAAGAGGACAACAUUCAGAAAGCACAUCUUGAUGAAAUCUGGAGAUGAACAAAGAGCAUGCAUUGACAAAUUCAGCAACAAUGUCAUAAGGAAGUCUGCUGUUCAGAAUGCUCCAAAUGAUAGUACUUCGCACAGCCGUCCAGUGAUUGGUCCCUCUGGUUCUGAAAGAAGGGCAGAAAGAAAUAUCUCCUUCAGUAAUAUGACCUUUCUAAGUGAUGUGGGUGCACAAGAGAAUGGAGCUGAAAUUCCCAGCAAGGAGAAGUUAGCCUUGCCAUAUUUAGGCUUCUGUCACAAGUCAUCCAUUUUUAGGGACAGAUACGUUGCUCCUGCCAUGGACUCUGAGAGGUACCCUCCCAUCCACCAAAAAGGAGAGGCAUCACUUUCAGAGAAAGCCAGUAUAUCCAAUACCCCUGACUUAGAAAGUGAAGGUGGGGAGUACUGUUCUAUUGCAGACUAUUCCGGAGAGGCGCCUGUUCAUCAGGGAUUUGACAAUACUAGCACCAAAGUGGAGUGGCCUGAAAAUGAAAACCCGGUUUCUAAAUUUCAGGGGCAGGACGCUGCAGUGAUUGCAAGAGCCAAGUCCAGGGUAGUGAAUUUCAGCGAAGGGGAAAGCGGAGUCUUGAAUUCAGAACCGGACUAUCAAAGGGAGAAACCUCCUCCACGUGAUUAUGUAUAUAACCGCAUGUGCUCGGAAGCAGAGAUAUUAGCAUUUCUUCCAGAUGCGGUGCUAAAAAGCAACAGCCCGCUGGAUUUCUCUCAGGGAAAUGAUUGCUGUCCGCUGGUCAGGGAAUCAGAACCAAUGGAAGGCAAGCGUAUAGAAAAUGUAAAUCAUUCUGCAGAGCAAGAGUUUUCCGGUCAAGUGGGCCCUCAGAAUGAGCCUAUCUAUGCGGAGAGUACAAAGAGGAAAAAGGCGCAGCUAAGUAAUUCCAACACACAUCCAAGGAGUGAUGCCUUGGCGUGUAGCCCAUGUAAAGAUCAAGAGGGUGGCCUUUGGAGAGAGAGGACUCUCCACUUGAGCUGUGAAAAGGAGUUUCAAGAUUCUGCCACGCAAGUAGCAGCGACUAUAACCAUUAUGGCAGCCCACACAGAAGAUGACAACCGGACAAUAUUUCUUAGCAGCCCAGACUCAGCUGUUGGGGUCCAGUGGCCCAGUGUUAGCCCCACUGCUAAUUCAGAGCCUGGAAAAACAUCGCCUUUCUUUGAGCCCAGGGAGUUGCCACGAGCAAACAGCCACGAGAUGGCUUCAAGGGAAAAUGGCUCUGGUCUCCAGUCCCCAAUAGGUAGCAAGUACAUGAUUGGUGAGACUCCAGCUAUUCCCCCAAAGUUGUCCAAAGGCAGCCCACCUAGAAGCGAAGGGUCUCUCACACGAUCAGUGAGUUCUUCUACUGCAGAAACCUGUGACAGCCCUGGCCAUGAAGAUGUUGACAUUCCAAGCAAUGGGGCUGACUGCCCUAUCUCUGGGCCGUCAUCCUCCCUGUGUUCACAUGUGACCAGAAUCUCUCUCGAAGAGCCCAACAGAAGUCUGUCUCCCUCAAGUUCUGAGAGAAGACAGAAAUAUCACAAUCUUCCCUGGAGCAGGCAAUGCAGGAUAGAGGAAGAAGAGGAAGAAGAGCAGGGACUCUUGAAAAGUAUGCCAGAGAUGGAAACGAGGAAUGGAGCAAGAAGUCCUCCGAGUUCUUCUAAUUUCCAUCAGGGGGGAAACUGCUCUUUACAAGAGAACAAGCUCGGAGGAAUGAGCAAGUCAGCAUCUUUUGCCUUUGAGUUCCCUAAAGACAAGAAUGGAAUGGAGGACUUUGCACCACCCCCUCCGCCUCCAAAGAAACAAUCCAGGCAUUUUCUGAAAAUGAACAAAAGUAAUUCUGAGUUGGAGAAGCUUAACAGCGAUUCAACAGAAAACCUCAGUCCCGCUUUACAGAGGAUUCACGUCACUUUCACAGGCGGCUCCACCGACAGUUUGAAUUUGGACACAAAUGCAUUCAGCAAUGGAGGACAGUUGUGCAAAACGGGUCUUCGUUCGCCCACCCGCACUGCGAAGCAGCUCUUUCCUCUGGCUCAUUUCUCCGCAUGCCCCAGCAAAGGCGGGCCGCCCUGCAAACCCUCACAGCCACCCCCGCUGCCACAAAAGAAAACGGUCAGCAGAGCCGUUUCCUCUCCUGAUGGCUUCUACUGUGGACCAGCCUCGCCGGCAAGGGCAGCGGUUCCCUCCAGUCCCAAGUUGAACUUCAGUCAGUCGGAAAGUAACGUCUGUAACCGUGAGGAGCCCCUGUUUGGCUGUCAUUUGGGGAUUAACCAACGGACAUUUUCUUCCUCGGAAUCACUGGAGAAAGCCUUCAAAGGUUCCCAUUUCCCUUUCCCCUGUUCUGGAACGAACAGCAAUCCCUGCUGCAGCCAGAACAAAAACUUGCCGUCUCGUUCUUGCUCCCAACACAGCAUGUCCACCCAGGUCUCCUCGGGUUCCAGCCUCCAGCUCCACAACCUGCUCAGCAACAUCGACAGCAAGGAGGGGGUGUACGCCAAAUUAGGGGGGCUCUACGCGGAGUCCUUGCGCCGCCUUGUUUUGAAAUGUGAAGACUGUUUUAUGCGUGACCAGAAGAGUGAGCUGCAUUUCAGUGAGAACAACUGGUCUCUCUUCAAACUGACGUGUAACAAGCCUUGUUGUGAUUCAGGGGAUGCCAUAUAUUACUGUGCCACUUGCUCGAAGGACCCCUCUAGCACCUAUGCAGUGAAGAUCUGUAAAUCCCAAGACACUAAAGCCGCCGCCUCCUGCUGCAGCCCCUCUGUUCCCAUCCACUUCAACAUCCAGCAGGACUGCGGCCAUUUUGUCGCCUCUGUGCCCUCCAGCAUGCUGAAGAACGCCCCCACGGAUGGCCAGUGCCCCUCCCGCGCCGGCGCAGAGCAAGACUGCGUGGUGGUCAUCACCCGCGAAGUGCCGCACCAGACCGCCGCUGAUUUUGUCCGGGACUCCGGGCCUUUCCACAAAACGAAGCCAGAGCUGUAUGAGCGGCGCGUCUGCUUCCUGCUCCUGCAGCUCUGCAAUGGGCUGGAGCACCUCAAAAAGCACAGCGUCAUUCACAGGGACCUUUGCCUGGAGAACUUGCUGCUGAUCCACUGCAGGCCUCUGCCCGGCAGCUGCGGUCAAACCAAAGAGGACAAGCGCCUGCCCAGACUCAUCAUCAGCAACUUUUUGAAAGCCAAGCAGAAGCCGGGGGCUGCAGAGUCCAAAGCGAAGAAGAACCAGGCCCGGCUGGCUCCCGAGAUCGUCUCCGCCUCCCAGUACAAAAAGUUUGACGAGUUCCAAACCGGCAUCCUCAUCUAUGAGCUUCUGCACCAGCCCAACCCGUUUGAAGUGAAGGCCGACCUGAGGGAGCAGGAGUACAGCCAGGACGACCUCCCGCCCCUCCCCAACCUCUCCAUCUAUUCUCGGGGUCUCCAGCAGCUGGCUCACCUGCUGCUGGAAGCAGACCCCAUCAAACGCAUCAGCAUCCUCGAGGCCAAGCGGGUCGUGCAGUGCCUGCUUUGGGGGCCCAGGAAAGACCUAACAGACCAGCCCCUCAACCACGAGGAAGCCCUCCACGGGACCCUGCGCAACUGGAUUGACAUGAAACGGGCGCUGCUCAUGAUGAAGUUUGCCGAGAGGGCCGUGGACGCGGAGCGCAACGUGGAACUUGAGGACUGGCUCUGCUGUCAGUAUUUAGCCUCCGCGGAGCCAUCUUCUCUCCGGAAGUCCCUGAAACUGCUUCAGCUGCUUUGACCUCUGGGGCGUUUUAAAAACGCGGCGCCGGUUCGAAGAGAAAUUGCACAAGAGUUUUCUGGGAGAAACUAGAUGGGAAACCGUAGGCAUGCCAGUUCCCUUUGGGAGAUGAUAACUGAGUAAAACAGGCCAUGAUUCAUAUUCAAACACACCUGCACAAAGAUCAAAAUCCGUGUGCGUUUUGUGCUAAGGAUCAUUGUGGGUGUUGUAAACUUGUAAACAGUGUACCUGGAAUCUACCGCCAAGUGUGUUGCAUUCUGUGUAACUCUUGGUAACCUUUUUUAAACAGUGUGUUUUUCCUAAUUCGGGGGACUUUGUUCUGGCAAGAUUCUGUUUUGUUUUGUUUUGUUACCAUCAUGGUGA
Molecule: messenger RNA, 4663 nt
Organism: Elgaria multicarinata webbii
Lineage: Eukaryota; Metazoa; Chordata; Lepidosauria; Squamata; Anguidae
Gene: PRAG1
Product: PEAK1 related, kinase-activating pseudokinase 1
Exons: 6
Coding region: 209-4300 (1363 amino acids)
Biological process (GO): protein phosphorylation
Molecular function (GO): protein kinase activity; ATP binding
Source: RefSeq, a predicted model, not a curated record